UGUUGGAGACAGAGAAGGCGGGUCUUUAACCACCGCUGGCUUUAGAGGACUAGGUCGGGAAGAGACCUCCGCCAAGCCCAGCGUGCGGGCACAGAGAAAAUGACAGCAAUCAAGCAUGCCUUACAGAGAGAUAUUUUUACUCCAAAUGAUGAACGCUUAUUAAGCAUUGUUAAUGUUUGCAAAGCAGGAAAAAAGAAGAGAAACUGCUUUUUGUGUGCAACAGUGACAACUGAACGCCCAGUGCAGGUGAAUGUGGUAAAGGUGAAAAAAUCUGAUAAGGGCGAUUUCUACAAGAGGCAGACUGCCUGGGUGCUUCGAGAUCUUGCUGUUGUUGAUGCCAAGGAUGCUAUCAAAGAAAGUCCUGAGUUUGAUCUACAUUUUGACAAGGUAUACAAAUGGGUUGCUAGCAGUGUAGCAGAAAAGAACACCUUUAUUUCAUGUAUUUGGAAACUUAAUCAGCGGUAUAUCAGAAAGAAGAUUGACUUCAUAAAUGUUAGUUCUCAGCUUCUGGAAGAAUCUGUUCCAAGUGGAGAGAAUCAGCAUGUGACAGGAGGUGAUGAAGAGGCACUGGAUGAAUAUCAAGAGUUAAAUGCAAGAGAAGAGCAGGACAUUGAAAUAAUGAUGGAAGGCUGUGAGUACGCCAUCUCUAAUGCAGAAGCCUUUGCUGAUAAGUUAUCCAGGGAGCUGCAAGUGCUAGAUGGGGCAAACAUUCAAUCAAUCAUGGCCUCUGAGAAGCAGGUGAACAUUCUGAUGAAGCUCCUGGAUGAGGCACUGAAAGAAGUGGACCAAAUUGAAAUGAAACUGAGCAGUUACGAGGAAAUGCUGCAAAGCGUAAAAGAGCAAAUGGAUCAGAUCUCGGAAAGCAACCAUCUGAUUCAUCUUAGCAACACUAACAAUCUGAAGCUGCUGUCAGAGAUAGAGUUCCUUGUUAACCACAUGGAUUUGGCAAAAGGGCACAUCAAGGCACUUCAGGAAGGAGACCUUUCAUCCUCCCGGGGCAUUGAGGCCUGCACCAACGCAGCAGAUGCUCUUUUACAGUGUAUGAACGUGGCUCUUCAGCCAGGACAUGAGAAGCUCGAUGCUGUCCGGCAACAGCAGCAGCGCUUUAGCGAACUGCGGGAGCUGUUUGCACGGAGACUGGCCAGUCAUCUCAACAAUGUAUUUGUUCAGCAGUUUAUAAAGCUGGAGAGUAGCAGGCCCUACUAUCUUUCACUUGCUGGUCAUGACCAGAGUUCCACUCUUGCUCAGCACUCCAUUGAGUUGACAUUGCCAAACCAUCAUCCCUUUCAUAGAGAUUUGCUUCGCUUUGCCAAACUGAUGGAAUGGUUGAAAAACACAGAUUAUGGGAAAUAUGAAGGACUAACAAAGAACUAUAUGGAUUAUUUAUCACGGUUGUAUGAAAGGGAAAUAAGGGAUUUCUUUGAAGUUGUCAAGAUUAAAAUGACAGGUGCAACCAAGGAAGGAAAGAAGUUUGCUACACUGCCUCGAAAAGAAAGUGCUGUCAAACAGGAAACAGAGAGCCUUCAUGGAAGCUCUGGGAAAUUGACAGGUUCAACUUCCAGCCUAAACAAACUCUCAGUUCAGGGUUCAGGAAAUCGCAGGUCUCAAUCAUCCUCAUUGCUAGAUAUGGGCAACAUGUCUGCAUCUGACCUUGAUGUGGCUGACAGAACCAAGUUUGAUAAGAUUUUUGAACAAGUUCUAAGUGAACUGGAGCCCCUGUGUCUUGCGGAACAAGACUUCAUUAGUAAAUUCUUCAAACUUCAACAACAUCUUAGCAUUCCUGGAACACCAAUGAGUGAUGCUGAGGAGACAGAUGGAGGAACUUUAUCAAGAAUGCAUGGUACUGGUGGUCCUCAGUCAAUAUCUUCAGAGAAUCACAUGAUCCGGCAGAUGAUGACAAAAAUAUUUCGCUGCGUUGAGCUAGAAUUGAAUAACCUUAUUGCUUUGGGGGACAAGAUUGAUAGCUUCAAUUCUCUUUACAUGCUGGUGAAAAUGAGUCAUCAUGUAUGGACAGCACAAAAUGUGGAUCCAACUUCUUUCCUCAGCACAACACUUGGAAAUGUAUUAGUGACUGUCAAAAGGAACUUUGACAAGUGCAUUAGUAACCAAAUAAAACAGAUGGAAGAAGUAAAGAUAUCCAAGAAGAGUAAAGUUGGAAUUCUCCCUUUUGUUGCUGAGUUUGAAGAAUUUGCAGCACUAGCUGAAUCUAUUUUCAAAAAUGCAGAACGAAGAGGAGAUCUCGAUAAAGCCUAUUUGAAACUUAUUCGAGGAGUUUUCGCUAAUGUGGAAAAAGUGGCAAAUGAGAGCCAAAAGACACCCAGGGAUGUGGUCAUGAUGGAGAAUUUUCACCAUAUCUUUGCAACACUCUCUCGGCUGAAAAUCUCAUGUCUGGAGGCUGAGAAAAAAGAAGCAAAGCAAAAAUACACAGAUCAUCUGCAGUCGUAUGUCAUCUACUCUUUGGGACAGCCACUUGAGAAAUUGAAUCACUUCUUUGAGGGGGUUGAAGCUCGUGUGGCCCAAGGUGUGAGAGAAGAGGAAGUGAGCUACCAGUUGGCCUUCAAUAAACAAGAGCUAAGAAAAGUUAUAAAGGAAUACCCUGGCAAGGAAGUGAAAAAGGGACUAGAUAACCUUUAUAAGAAGGUGGACAAACACCUCUGUGAAGAGGAAAACCUACUCCAGGUGGUGUGGCAUUCUAUGCAAGAAGAGUUCAUACGGCAGUACAAACACUUUGAAGGCUUAAUAGCACGUUGUUAUCCUGGAUCUGGCAUUACCAUGGAAUUUACUAUCCAAGACAUUUUAGAUUACUUCUCCAGUAUUGCACAGUCUCACUAAUGUCUGCCAAGUGAUAAACCAUGAUAAACUAAUUGACUGGGAAGUAUCAUUAACAUUGGACAGUUAAAGAGAUGGAAUGAUAAGGAGUAUCCUUAAUUAUCUUCAUGCCUAUCCACUGAUGGCCUAAGCCAUUUGCUUGCUUACUGGAUAAAAACAGUGUUAAAUCAUACAUGUUCACAUGUAAUUCAACCCACCUAGUUCCAUGUUGAUAAAGCUUUGUAUAUCGCUAGUACAUUGUACAUUAAACACUAAACUCAUCUGCUUUCCUAAAUAUCUAGGAAUUGUGUGUGUUUUGAAAUUAUAAAUGAGUGAAAGGGUCCUACAUUCAAGUGUGUUAAUAUAUGCAUCAGUGGGACAUCCUGGCAUAUGUUUCUGAGAAUCAAUUUUCAUGACUAUUUGGAUAUCAUUCUGAUAUGAAGUAAAAAAAAUGUUUACAAAGACA
Messenger RNA from Varanus komodoensis (Komodo dragon), 3274 nucleotides. RefSeq names its product exocyst complex component 1 (gene EXOC1). The transcript has 20 exons. The record is from RefSeq and is a predicted model, not a curated record. Gene Ontology annotation, molecular function: phosphatidylinositol-4,5-bisphosphate binding. Bases 100 to 2832 code for a protein of 910 amino acids. NCBI's taxonomy places the organism in Eukaryota, Metazoa, Chordata, Lepidosauria, Squamata, Varanidae. Gene Ontology annotation, cellular component: exocyst; plasma membrane. Gene Ontology annotation, biological process: exocytosis; Golgi to plasma membrane transport.